This is a messenger RNA of Tripterygium wilfordii, 726 nucleotides long. Its product is annotated as ethylene-responsive transcription factor ERF016-like. Gene Ontology annotation, molecular function: DNA binding; DNA-binding transcription factor activity. The record is from RefSeq and is a predicted model, not a curated record. The transcript has a single exon. Gene Ontology annotation, biological process: regulation of DNA-templated transcription. Bases 55 to 414 code for a protein of 119 amino acids. Lineage: Eukaryota; Viridiplantae; Streptophyta; Magnoliopsida; Celastrales; Celastraceae.
UAUAUAAAUCCCAGAUUCUUACGCGAAUUUGAAGAUUUCAGAGAAACGAAGAAGAUGGCGAGACUGGGUGGGGCGAGAGAGAGAAGAGACGGUCGUUACAAGGGAGUGAGGAUGAGGAAGUGGGGGAAAUGGGUUGCGGAGAUUCGGCAACCCAACAGCCGAGGCAGAAUUUGGUUAGGGUCGUACAGGACGGCUGAGGAAGCAGCGAGAGCGUACGAUGCGGCUGUUUUGUACUUGCGUGGACCGUCCGCAGUGCUUAAUUUCCCUGCAGAUCCUCCGGAUAUACCCACGGUCGCAGGCCUCUCGCCCUCCCAGAUUCAGGAAGCCGCCUUGCGGCAUGCCCGUCGAGUUCAGUCGUCCGGGAUGCAUACGGUGUCAUCUGAAGCAUUUGGUGGGUUCUCAGUAGGUGUCUAGGUGACCGUUGCUUGUUUGUAGAGCAAUCGAGUGGGAAAUUUAGGGAGUGCUUCCGGUGGGGCAUUUUGUCAUACACUUGGUGUGCGGACAUCUCAUGGGAAGAAAAAGGAAAUCUGCAGUUCUAUUUGAUUGUCAACCCUCUUGGAACGAUUGAGUUGGAGACAUCGGUGUCAUUAACACUUCAAUUUUUUUCUUGGUUUUGUUAGGAUCCUUCUUUUUAAUGUAAAUUAGAGAUCCCAUUCGUUUUCUUCUUCGUUUUAUAUGUGUUGUGAAUUAUUUAUUAUAUGCUAUACAAAAUUACCCGAUCUUGCG